AUUAGGCAGAUGGCCAGGCAAAGUUGAUCAGUGCGGGGAGGUGGCUGGCCUGCGCCCUCUCACCGUUGGGAACCGCCGAGAGAGUUGGACUUGACCCCGCCGCGCCCUGGGAGCGCAGUGCAGCGCCGAUUUGGUGCCCCGCGCGGGAGCGCACUUGCAAACUUGGUGGAGGUGCCCUGCGCGUCCUGUUGUGUAACCUCCGCGCCGCCAGCUGGACCGGGAAGUUGCCUGCCCGUCCUUCGGCUUGGUUUAGUCGCAACCCCGGGGUGAAUUUCAUGGCCCGCGACGAACGCGCGGCCAGAGCCGGCGUGGGCGAGCCCCCGCGCGCCCCGACUCGUGGGGAACUCCCGCGCACGGUCCCUUCCCCUCGCCCGCGCCUCCGAUGCGCACUGAGCCUCUCGCCGCUGCCGCCCGCUCGCCGCGGUCUGCCCCUCCGAGUUGCUGCCUGAGUUGGAGAACAGAGGAUGACCGAGGUCCCUUGGCCGGCUGUCCCCAACGGGACGGACACAGCCUUCCUGACUGGCCUGGGCUCGCCUUGGGGAAACAGUACGGUAGCCUCCACAGCAGCAGUCGCCUCUUCAUUCAGAUGUGCCCUGACCAAGACCGGCUUCCAGUUCUACUAUCUGCCGGCAGUCUACAUCUUAGUGUUCAUCAUAGGCUUCCUUGGCAACAGCGUGGCUAUCUGGAUGUUCGUUUUCCACAUGAAGCCUUGGAGCGGCAUCUCCGUGUACAUGUUCAACUUGGCUCUGGCCGACUUUUUGUACGUGCUCACCCUGCCAGCCCUCAUCUUCUACUACUUCAACAAGACUGACUGGAUCUUCGGGGAUGCUAUGUGCAAGCUUCAGAGAUUCAUCUUCCAUGUAAACCUCUACGGCAGCAUCUUGUUCCUCACCUGCAUCAGCGCACACAGGUACAGCGGUGUGGUGUACCCGCUCAAGUCCCUGGGCAGGCUCAAGAAGAAGAAUGCCAUUUAUGUCAGCGUGCUGGUGUGGCUCAUUGUGGUGGUGGCCAUCUCCCCCAUUCUCUUCUACUCUGGCACUGGGAUUCGGAAAAACAAAACUGUUACCUGCUAUGACACCACCUCCGAUGAGUACCUGCGAAGUUAUUUCAUCUACAGUAUGUGCACAACAGUGGCCAUGUUCUGCAUCCCCUUGGUGCUGAUCUUGGGCUGUUAUGGAUUAAUUGUUAGAGCUUUGAUUUACAAAGACCUGGACAACUCUCCUCUCAGAAGGAAGUCCAUUUACCUGGUAAUAAUUGUCCUGACGGUGUUUGCUGUAUCUUAUAUCCCUUUCCAUGUGAUGAAAACGAUGAAUUUGCGGGCGCGGUUGGAUUUCCAGACCCCAGAAAUGUGUGCUUUCAAUGACAGGGUCUAUGCCACUUACCAGGUGACAAGAGGUCUAGCAAGUCUCAACAGCUGUGUGGACCCCAUUCUUUAUUUCUUGGCGGGAGAUACAUUCAGAAGGAGAUUGUCCCGAGCCACCAGGAAAGCUUCCAGGAGGAGUGAGGCCAAUUUACAAUCCAAGAGUGAGGAAAUGACUCUCAAUAUUUUAUCUGAGUUCAAGCAGAAUGGAGACACAAGCUUGUGAAGGUCCAAGACCCAAACACCUCACUUUUGUAACAUGGUCAAAAGAAGUCCCUGAGACGACCUGUGCCUGUACAGGUCAGGAUGAAGCAACACUUUAUUGGCCAAAAGACCAAUUUGUGCCACCAGAUAUGAGUAAGCAUGUCCAUAGUAAAGACAGAUCUGUUGACAUUUGGGUGAAGGACACCUAAAAUUGUAAGAUUCAGCAAGUCAUUGAAUUUCACGCUACAAAACUGUUUUCAUUUCAAGUGCAAGGGUUUAUGUUUGUUCUUGGUUGUGUUGUUAAUCCUUACGAAUUGCUCUUUGACUCUUUGAAGAUUGCUUUGAAAUUAUAUUGAACUAAAGGGAUAAAUUAAGAAGAAACUUAGCACACAAGAGAGAAUUCAAAAUUAAAACCACGAUGUGGCAACUGAGAAGUUGUUGGAGUCCUGAUGCUUGAAGCCCAUUCUUCAUGAACAGAAAAGGUGACAGGACACCCAUUUGUUGACACCCUGGGUGCUGUGGGAAAUUGUGAACAGCAGACAAUGAGAACUGUUUGGAACCUUUUUCUGUGCUUCCCAGGACUCUUCCAUCUAGUCCUUGGAUAAAAUUCUCAGUGUUCACCAACUAUGGUAUGGACAGGUUGAAACCUGAAAAUCUCUGCUUACUCAGCCAGGAUACUAAACCAGCUUUUGAUAGGACAGAUACCAGUACUUAGCAACAGCUAGAAUUCAACUAGUGACAGGACUAAGACGAUGUGGUAUUAGUAAAUAUGUAUUGGAGCAUUUCUUUUGCCGAUCGAAUGUAAUUAUUGUAAUAGUAUUUAUUGAUGAAGCUCACAGUCCUUCAGCUGUACAGACUGUAAAACAUCUUUGAAGGUACAAAAUACUGAUGUAAAUUCUAUUUAUUGCAAUGUAUAAUAUCCAAAUGUCACACUGGCAUAUUUUACAAUAAUAUAUAAUGCUAGAUAAAAUGACAAUUAUAUUUAAGAUGUUUUUUCAGAUAUUAAUAUUGAACAUUUAAGACUAGUUUGUAUUUGGAUCUAAAAAAAUCUGUUUUAUUAUGGGUUUAAUUUUCCCUGGUUGGAUUUGCAUGUUUUCCUUACACAAUUUGGUGUUAGAUUACUAUAAGAUUCAUAGUGAGUAUGUAAUAUGUUAGAUAGGUUCUGUAUUGUGUACACUAUAUAUAUUUAUAUUAUAGAAAGUUUGUGUUGUCUUUUCAGAAAGUUUAGAAUAUUGCCCUAACUAUGGUCAGGGCUUCCACUGCCAAAGGCUAGAGGUUUGUUUUCUAUUCAAAAUUGAUGAUUUAGAAAUCUAGUGGGUGGGCAUUAUAGAUAUAACAUAAGAAUUUAAACACAAAUUUAGUGAAGUAGGGAGAGAAAAAUGCAGCUGAUAGACUUCUGCUAGAUCUUGAAGCUUUGUAUUGUCUUUUUUCUUAAGGUAACACAGUACAUUCUUAACUUCUUUGAGGUGGGGUUUUUAUGUAACACUACCAACAAGUUCAGCAUUGCAAUUGAUUUUAAUCUGUUUUCUUUGGGCAGUUGGUAACUUUAAUGCCAACAUUUUUAGUGAUAACUGUAUCAUUUGGCUGCUAAAUUCUGUCACAUUUUCUAAAUGAAGGUGAACUUACGUUACAUAUCAAAAUGUGUGCAUUUGAGUUGUGUUAUUUUAGCGAUUUUGCAAGAAAAUUUUAUUUUUAUAAUAUCUGUGAUUUUCAUGUAGAUGACUGAAGCAGAUUUCUUUGUGGUUAACAGUGCUAUCGAGUGAUAUGGAACAGUGUUACUUGACGUUUUGAGCCUUCUCAGGUUUAUCUGAAUCAGUGGUAGUUUAACAAAAUUUGGAUUGAUUUCACGUAAUUGUCUUUGUAAUAAAGGAGAAGUACACUCCUGUAAAAGCACAGUGUUGUUUGACUGUAGGAGGCUGCAGAAUCCCUGUAUUGCUAUGCUUUUGCCUCUGUGUGUGUGUGUGUGUGUGUGUGUGUGUGUGUGUUGUGUCCAAGGCAUGACAGCCAACCUUGUAUCUGCUAUUUAUAGUAACAGCAGAGCUUCAUAAUUGUGGUCAUCAGAAUUAUGCUUAUCAUAGACAAUUAAAGCUGAGAAAGAUUCAAUAAAACUAUGAAAUGUGG
This is a messenger RNA of Peromyscus leucopus (white-footed mouse), 3685 nucleotides long. It is a transcript of the gene P2ry1, whose product is annotated as purinergic receptor P2Y1. Gene Ontology annotation, cellular component: plasma membrane. The transcript has 2 exons. NCBI's taxonomy places the organism in Eukaryota, Metazoa, Chordata, Mammalia, Rodentia, Cricetidae. Bases 465 to 1586 code for a protein of 373 amino acids. Gene Ontology annotation, molecular function: A1 adenosine receptor binding; G protein-coupled ADP receptor activity; ATP binding. Gene Ontology annotation, biological process: phospholipase C-activating G protein-coupled receptor signaling pathway; platelet activation; relaxation of muscle. The record is from RefSeq and is a predicted model, not a curated record.